CGGGAAUCAUUUAACUUCCGCAAUAAGCAAAAAUAAGUAUAAAUAUUUCGUCGAGCGAUGUGAAUGUCUUUUAUGUUCAACUUAUGUUUAAAAUUUAACGUAUUUUUAACGUUUCAAUGGAUAACACAACGUUUCCAGAUGUAGUUGAACUAAACGUAGGUGGAAAAUUGAUGACGACGUUGCUCGCCACUUUAACAAAAGACCCGGAAAGCAUGUUGGCCGCCAUGUUUAGUGGACGUCACGUGAUUAGUAAGGACAAAGAUGGCCGAUUCUUUAUUGACUGUGAUGGAAAUCUGUUUGAAUACAUUUUGAAUUUUCUAAGAUUUGGGACUCUGCCACCAAAGGAGAAAGCUCUGGAAAUUUAUGAUGUUGCUGUCUACUUUAAUUUGCAACCACUUGUUUGUUCACUAAAAAUCAGCCGUGAAGUACAAUAUCGGAGAGGAAUUCAAGAAAUGAAAAAUAGCCUUGACUUGCAGGAGUAUGAAAAAUUGAAAAAUGAUGCACUUGGACAACAAUACAAAUAUUUUCCUAGGCGUUAACAUAAUAUCAUUGUAUUGUUUAUGUCACAAAAAAGAAAAUGUUGUACAUCAGACUGUUUUGGUUUCAAUGAAGUAACGUCUGGAGAUCUGAUAUUUAAACAUGUCAUUUUUCUGAAGAUCAAUGUCGCGAAAGAUGACGAAAUAAGGAAAGAGAUAAAACUUUGCAUAGCUCACGAUAUGACUGAGUUGGGAUUUGGAAAAUAUGUCUACAUUGACAGGAGAGUAGGUUAUAGCUGUCAACGUUGCCGAAAUUCGGGUAUCACUAGCCACACCGCUUUGCUUUUUGCAUAUAAAGUCUAUGAAACUUCGGAAUUCAUGAGGCAAUCAACAGUGCUUAAGCAUGUUUAAGUAUAUUUACUGAUGUUCAUGUUUGGUAUAAAUCACAUACGACUAAAAAAUCAUAUAUAAAGCACUAAACAUCUGUCAAAUUAAUGAUAUUUUGAUUAACCCAUUUCAGUCAAAUCAACAUAUUGAUAUGGUAUAAAAUGUAACUUAACACGACUAUGUCUAGAUUAUAAUUAGUAUUGCUCAUCAAUUCCUAGCACUGGGGACCAGUGAAAUGGUUAGUGGCAAAAAGGAUAACCAAAUCAAAUAAGAUAAUAGAAAAUUAAA
This is a messenger RNA of Mercenaria mercenaria, 1151 nucleotides long. Its product is annotated as BTB/POZ domain-containing protein KCTD7-like. The coding region runs from base 117 to 539 and encodes 140 amino acids. The record is from RefSeq and is a predicted model, not a curated record. The transcript has 2 exons. Gene Ontology annotation, biological process: protein homooligomerization. NCBI's taxonomy places the organism in Eukaryota, Metazoa, Mollusca, Bivalvia, Venerida, Veneridae. Gene Ontology annotation, molecular function: protein binding.